Molecule: messenger RNA, 4501 nt
Organism: Pocillopora meandrina
Lineage: Eukaryota; Metazoa; Cnidaria; Anthozoa; Scleractinia; Pocilloporidae
Source: the annotation of a GenBank genome assembly
AUGAUUGCUCAGUUAAUGUCCAAGAUGGCGGAAGAAGAGGUCGAUAGACGGCCUCUCUCUUGUCCAGCUGGACCCCUGAGCGACCGUAAACUAAGCGCAGAAAAGCUCCCAAACACAAGACCAUUUUCAAUGGGUGCAAUGGAAGAGGGAGGUGAAGAAGAAAUGUCAGAUGAACUUCUAGAAGAGAUUUUGAUCGAGCGUGCCAAAGACGGAGAUAGUCUUGCAAAAUUUCAACUUGGACAGUUUUACUUUGAGCGGGAAAUCUUCGAUAAAGCUUUAAUUGCUUUUGAAAGAAUCAAGAGCACUGAUUUUCAAGCAAAAUACCAACUUGGAGUAAUGUAUUAUGAUGGCAUUGGAACAAAGCCCAACCCGGUAAGCAUUGAAUUGCUUCGAAACGAAGGUUGACGUAAUAUUUGGUCAGCGUAAUGAUUGUUUACAUGAUUGGAAUGAAACUCAGGAUGUGUAUAAUGCGAUACAAAUUUACUAUCUGAAGUUAAUUUGAGAUAUACCUAGGAUCAUUCUUUUACUUGUUAUUGUCUGGCCGCUGGGAUUUGUUGUUCUUUGUUUAAAGUUUAUCAACUACACACGUCAUGUUAUGUGCGCACAGCCGUGUGUAUAUAGUUAUACACGCCAUAGUGGCCCAUUAGGAAAUAUGUAGAACAUACGCGCCCGCUAUGUUAUAAUCGCAAGUAACAAAGAGCAACUUCUUGUUUCAGGAAUGAAUUUAUAUCACGUUUAACUAGAAAUAUUGGUACAAGCAUAUUUUUUAAAAGUCAAAGAUGGCAUUGUCAUGGUCGACUUAGGCUAAGGCAGAGACAGAAGCACUCUAAAACACGUUAAAAAAAUCAACUUUUUAUUCCAAUAAAACCUUGGCUAGUAUAACUUUUUUGGGUAAACACUCCUUAACAAUUCAAAUUCAAGAAGUUAUUAGCAUGUGACUUCUCCCCAUAAUAUCUUUAUGCUACCCAGCAGACGGGUAAUCAGAAUACUCAAGCUAAUUGGGUAGAAGUUGUAUUGAUCUAACACCAAAUUCUCGUAACUGGUUCAGAAGGAAAUGUGUAGAAAGGAGAAUUAAAAAUCAGAUCUCAGAGGUGAGAGGGUUAUUUCUUGAAACCUUUUAAUCUAUUCUUUUUUUUUCCAUGCAUUGACCAGGAAAAAGGAUUUAAUUUCCUUAAAGAAAUUGCACAGUCCACCAGUCCUGAGGCAGCUCACCUCAUACCCUUUGCCCAGUAUAAUGUGGGCAGAGCUUAUUAUGAAGGGUUUGGCAUCAAACAGUCUGAUCUGGAAGCAGAGAGAUGGUUUCUUGAAGCAGCAAGAGAUGGUGAACCUACAGGCAGCAUAAAGGCUCAAACAGUAUUGGGUUUGUUCUACUCCAGACCUGGUGAAGACUCUUUUGACUUACAGAAGGUUUGUUAGUAAUUGCUAAUGCAUCUCAACACUAGACAGCAUUGUCCUCUUCCAGACUGUGCCAGGGGUUCAACAGGACCCAAUAUUAAAUGGUACAUAUUUUAGUAUUAGUCCAUAUCACUCAAGUUUAUAGUCCUUUUUUUGCGCAUGCUAAUUGGUUAAUUUGGAGGUGAAUAGGGAGUGAUAUUCACCUCACAGCAGCUGAAGAGGUAAAAUCAGGCAUCAAGAUUUUAAUUUCUGUCUAUUGUUUGAUAUAGUGAGGGAAAUACAUUGAUUUUUUUGUAUCUGUGUGGUAUACACUAAAAAAUAUAUUAACCUUGUUGGUGAAAGUGGUUUAUAUUACCUCCACUGUGGUGAAUAACUGUGAAAUAAAGCAGAGUGAGAAAAAGAAAGAUGGAGGUUCUGGGCACCGGUCACUUGAUGAAUAUGAGCAGAUCCAAACAUCACUCUUUUUUCAUCCUCCUACAAUUUUUGAGCGGUUUACUAUCAUGCUUUGUUUUACUAACUGAGCCCCUGGAAGAGGCAAUAGCCACUGCUUAUAGUCUUAUUUUUUAAUAGGUCAUUUACUCCAGGGGGAAUCCUAGGUUAAUCAGAACAUCUAUCCCUACCUUUUUUUUUAUUGAAACUUUUUUAUCUGUAACACAUCAGAGUAAACUAUAAAAUAAUGUUCAUUUGUUCUCAUCAUGUUUUUCUUCAGGCUUACUUUUGGCAUCAGGAAGCCACAGGUAAUGGGAGCUUGGAGUCACAAGGUACAAUAUUUAAUUAAAAUGUUCCAUGUUUUUGCAAAAUUACAAGAAUUCAGAGUAUUUUGUGUGCAUGUGUGUCAUUUAACACCACUUUUCUGAUACCAUCAGGUGCAUUAGGUGUGAUGUAUGAAUAUGGUAUUGGUGUGCGGCGAGACGGAGAAGCAGCCUUCAAGUGUCUCAAGGAGGCAGCAGCCAGAGGCAAUGUCUACGCCCAAGGAAACUUGGCUGUUCAUUAUUACAGGAGAAAACUGUUAAACAAGGCUGCAGAUGUAGCAAAAAGGUGUCAUAUACACAUCAUUGUUAUUUUAUGUUAAGAUAGUCUUUGCUAUAAACAACUGUAGUUUUGUAUGAGGGUGUCAUUGGGGUGAACCGUUAUCCUUAGGAAGGCCAGAACAUUUAGUCAUUAGUGGUAAAAAUUGAUCAAUUUUAACCGUUAGUCCUUAAAAGCUAGCCGUAAAAUAUUUUCCUUUUUUAGACACAAAGGAAAGAAGUUGACCUUAAACCUUUAAACCUUAAAAUUAUUUUGUUAUUGUAGUGGUAAGAGUGAAUCCAAGAAAAACAGAAUUUCUCUGAAGGGUGGGAAACUGAGUGUUAUCCUCAAGUGAACAUUAGCUCACUUUUUCUAUUUCUAUUUGUUUGUUUGUUUGUUUUUGCUCACAAACCCCCAUCAUGCAGUGUUGGAGAGCAAGAGGACAUCGAAGGUCUUGCUCUUGAGACAGAUUGUCUACCUCGCUAUGUAGCUAAAGGAAUCGCUUUGGGAUGUUUUGUUUUUGCGCGUUGUUUGCAUCAUGGGUUAGGAGUGGAGAAAAAUAGAGAGCAAGCAAAGAGAUGGUAUAGCAGGGUAAGUCUGAUGGAGCGUUUUUCGAUUAAGUGUCGUUAAGCCAAUCAGAAGAAAGGAAAGUACCAUUAAGGGCCAAUGAAAACUCAGUAAAUCUAACGAAACUGCCUGAAGCGCGGGAAAACGCGGGCGACUGAGUCGUGAUUGGUUUUAGUUUUGAAUCUGAUUGGUUGAGAAAGUGGUGCGAAUUUUCUGGACCAAUUAUAAAGCAAAGUAAAGCUAAAAUGAAGCAAUCCCAGAGUACUUUCGUCACUGAAUUGAAAAUGGUUUUAGAGCAAUUUACAACUGAGCGACGGGAUUAAUUGCGUUGUUUUUUUCUUUAUUUUGCUAUGAGAUUAAUCUUAAAAAAAACUCACAUCAACCUCUCAAUUGAAGGCUAUGACAAAUCCAACAUUUGUUGGCAUUUCUCGAACUUCAGGCAGUUUGCUCGUUUUCUUGUUGAAUUUUCGUUAGCUUUUUUUCACGUUUUCCGUUCUUCUUAAUCGCCGUUACGUUGAUGAGCAGCAAUCCAAAUUCGCUUUAGCUAAAAAAAGAAAAGACAUACAUGUGGUUUUCCCUCAGUAUCUGGAAACACGAAAUGUUUAACCAAAGAGUAGUCUGGAAAAGUAAGUUUUACAGUUAACUCCCUGUAUUAGAAAAGCGCCCAAUAUUUUACCGAAGACCAAGCUACACUGUAUCGAGUUGUUUUAUUAUUGAGUAGAUGUCCCCGCUUGAUAACGUUCUUUAUCGUCAUCGCCAGUCAAAAUGAAAUGUUUUUCACUUUAAACAUAAAACAUAGGCGUGUCUUAUCCUUCCCAAAAACAAAUUCUUGUGCAGGAUAAAGGUAUCUAUGGCAAUUUAUCUGGUCGUCCACCAUGUCUCAUCUGCUGAACUGUAAAGCAUCACUUUUGGGAAAACACUAUUUAAACCAAAAAUAAACUAAGGUAUUUCUGUUUGUUCUCUCAUCUGACAGGCCAGUGCCUUUGAUCUCGAGGUCGUGGCCAGACUGCAAGACGAAAUGACCUAUGGUUACAUAUGACGUUUCCUCAUCAAAACGUACAGACGUGUUGCAAUGGCUUACAAAAUGUUAUCCUCAGUGGUUUAAAACAACCAGUUCUCUGUCUCACAGAAAACAUUCCUUGUGUCGAGCUUUUGUAAUCAUCUACUAAGAAUGGAAUAUCAUGUCUCUAAAUGUACAAACAAAUUCAUGACUGAACUGAACUUGAUUUUGCGUCUCUGGCUGUAGAUUUGCAUUUCUAUCUUUAAAGUGUGUUUCAUAUCAAUCAUGUAAAUUUAAUAUAUUCCUGCUUACUCAUUGAAGCUAAGCGAGCAGUUUUGAUUCACCGUUUCUUUUAAAUCUCUUGUUAAUGAUAUUAAUUUAUACCAACGAUGCCUCUGUAUAUAGCUGGCUGUAAAGAAAUGUGAAACGCAUGUACUAUAAUAUUUAUAUUAGCUUGCCUCUCUUGGGUAAUUAAAAUCAAAUAAUCUGAAGUUUGAUUGUCUUUGCAAAGUUUUCUUUUGAUUUGAGGCU